Spizellomyces punctatus DAOM BR117 is the source of this 1083-nucleotide messenger RNA. Its product is annotated as transporter YIP1. The transcript has 5 exons. The coding region runs from base 211 to 960 and encodes 249 amino acids. Gene Ontology annotation, biological process: vesicle fusion with Golgi apparatus; endoplasmic reticulum to Golgi vesicle-mediated transport. The record is from RefSeq and is a predicted model, not a curated record. Gene Ontology annotation, cellular component: trans-Golgi network; membrane. Lineage: Eukaryota; Fungi; Chytridiomycota; Chytridiomycetes; Spizellomycetales; Spizellomycetaceae.
GACGGAAUGGCUGCAUCGGAGUUAUCCUAUAUCUCUCAUGGGUCGCAAACAAAACAAAAAGAAGAAGCGAUAAUGUCCAAAAGCAAAAACCGUCUGGCACACCUCCAUAAAAUGUCACUUGGACCGUAACAAACGCGCUCUGCCUUGAAACUUGCCAACCAGCACUUGUGUCAUCUCUUUUGCCCAUCCGAAUUUUACUCGCUCGACAUUAUGCAGCCGGGAAACGUUCUCUUUCAAGGGGGCGGAGACAAUUACUACAGUCCCAGCACGAACCUCGAGUUCCAACAGUUUUCAUACGCAGAGAAAAGCGGGACGCAAGGAAAUGUGGGGUCGAGUAACUACGCCCAAGCGUAUCCGCCUUCCACCUAUGCAUAUCAACAAACGGGAACGGGGGAAGUGACUUGGGCAUCCAUACGAGCAGCGUUCACUACUGGAGGCUUUGCAGAUGAGCCACCGCUUCUUGAAGAGCUAGGAAUAAAUUUCAGUCAUAUUAAGAAAAAGGGAGUAACGGUGUUGAAUCCCCUGAGAGCAGUAGACAAGCACAUUAUGGAUGAUACCGAUCUGGCUGGCCCGAUAUUGUUCGUCUUACUGUUUGGUGGAUUCCUACUACUGUCGGGAAAAAUCAAUUUCGGUUAUGUAUACGGCGUGGCAAUGUUGGGUUGUGUAUCAGUCUAUGCCAUUCUCAAUCUGAUGAGCGAGUCGGGUAUCGACGGAUACCGUACCGCGAGUGUUCUGGGCUACUGCCUUCUACCGAUGGUUGUACUCAGCUCAGUCGCUACUUUAUUACAAUUGAGUGGACACAUUGUCGGUCUCAUACUCAGCGCAUUGUCAGUGCUAUGGUGCACAUAUUCAGCUUCAAAGAUGUUCACCACGGUUCUGUCAAUGAGCGAGCAGCGACUUCUCGUAGCAUACCCUGUUGGGCUCUUGUAUAGCGCGUUUGCGUUGCUGGCCAUUUUUUGAUAUUUGUAGAUACAUUUUCUAAUUCUAUUUUCUGAGCCAUAUUUCAUGUUGCAGUUCCUCGCUAAGGGACAUGGUUGCAAUGUUGGGAACGAAAAUACAAUAGGCGCAUUCCCAUCUUCCAAA